CUCAUACAUCCUUUGAAGUGGGGGAGUCUCAGAUAUCCGGUAGUCCGCGAAGGCGCCAUAGAGCUCAUUCAUUGCUGAGCGAAGCGGACAGAACUCAGACACCUCGCCGCAACGAGACGCGUCUAGAAGGGCUUUAAAGUGAUCGUUUCGUCCGCAAGAUGAUGAAGGACCAGAUGGGUGCAGCCAUCCUGGCUGUGAUGUUUUCCUUUGCACUGUGCUGCGUUUGGGCUGCUUCAGAAUGCUCCCCGUCCACCACGGAGGCUCCCGGCGGCUCCCGCUCCCUGUCGGCUGCUAUCGACACCCAGAGAGCGGAGGAGAGCAGGAGGCAACACCUGGAGGCGCUGUUCCAGAGAUACGGAGAGAACGGCACCAUCUCUCUGGAAGGUCUGAAGCGUCUCUUAAGAAGCGUCGGUCUGGAUCGGAUCAGAAACAUCAUGGUGAAGCAUCAGGAACAAGCAGGCGACCACCAUCAUCAUCAUCAAUUUGGCCAUCAUCAACACCACCAUCAUCAUCACCAUGUCCAUAAAGCUAACCACAGGAACCAGACUGCUAGUCAGAACAGAACUGGGAGUUCUGACCUGCAGCUAAUUAAACCCAGUAUGGCGGCGGGUCAGGAGGUCAGAACCACAGCUGGAAACGGCGCCGGUGUGUCGGUUAAAACGAAGAAGAGAAGCUUGGAUGGAGCGAGUCCACCUGGAGACGGAGGCGCCGCCAUGAUGGCGCUGAAAGAGGGGUCGGCGGAGACGAAUCGAGAUGAUCAUGAACACCACCAUGGCGACCACGAUCACCACGGCGACCACGAUCACCAUGACCAC
Cyprinodon tularosa is the source of this 815-nucleotide messenger RNA. RefSeq names its product zinc transporter ZIP6-like. The annotation marks the transcript as partial. NCBI's taxonomy places the organism in Eukaryota, Metazoa, Chordata, Actinopteri, Cyprinodontiformes, Cyprinodontidae. The record is from RefSeq and is a predicted model, not a curated record. The transcript has 3 exons.